Molecule: messenger RNA, 3796 nt
Organism: Rubroshorea leprosula
Lineage: Eukaryota; Viridiplantae; Streptophyta; Magnoliopsida; Malvales; Dipterocarpaceae
Source: the annotation of a GenBank genome assembly
CACAAUUUAAUUUUCAGAAAACGAGAAAAUAGAUAUAGCUAGCUAGAUGGGCCUCAAGUACUGGUUAUGUGCGGUACUUACUCUACUAUUAAUACAAUGUUGGUGCUGCGGUGGUUGUAUGGAGCAAGAGAGAACUGCUCUCUUGCAACUCAAAAUAUUUUUUAAUGGUCGACCUUUGAGAGAUUGGGGGAGAGAAGAUCACAAUUCAGAUUGUUGUCAAUGGGAAAGGGUGGAGUGCAACCCCUCCACUGGACGUGUUAUUGCACUCUAUCUUAAUUACACAAGGGCUGGAUUAUAUUAUAGCCGUCCUUACUGGUAUUUGAAUACCUCUUUGUUUCUUCCAUUUGAGGAAUUGAAAGGUCUUUACUUGCCUAAGAAUAGGAUAGCCGGUUGCAUUGAAAAUGAAGGUUUUGAUACGCUUUCUGAGAAAUUGAGCAAUUUGGAAAUUCUUGAUUUGAGUUAUAAUUUCUUCGAUAAUAGCAUUUUGUCAUCUCUGAGUGAGAUUUCAUCUCUCAAGUCUCUAAAUUUGGGCUGGAACAACAUAAAUGCAUCAAACAAUAUAGAUGCAAUUGAUUUUGAAAAGCUAUCAAGACUUCGCAAAUUGGAAUUUCUUGAUAUAAGGGGUAAUGACUUACAAAACAACACCUUAUCCUAUCUAGAAUUCAAUGCUUUGAGCAACUUAGAAGAGCUAGAUAUAAGCUACAACAUGCUCAACCAAUUUGUGGCUACCACUAAAGCCAAUAUAAGUUUCAACAAGUUAAAGUCCCUUGAUCUAGGUGGUUAUUAUUAUGACUACGAGGAUGAUUAUUAUCAAUACAAGGAUAGUGGUGUUCAACUACAGCAGCUAUCUCUAGUGGCAUUCCCAUUGCUAAAAACCCUAUCUUUAUCCAAAAACAAUAUUAGCAAAACCAUGCUUAAUCAAAAUCUGCAUGUUUUGAGCAAUCUAGAGGAGCUCUUCUUAUACAACUCCCAUCUUGAUAAUAACUUUCUGCAAAGCAUUGGUAUGCUCGCUUCUCUCAAGUCAGUAGUUUUGGAUGAAUGUGGGCUAACUGGUACAUUACCAACACAAGGUUGGUGUGAUUUGAAGAACCUUAAAAAUUUGAGACUUCAUGGAAAUGAAUUGUCAGGGAAUCUGCCUUCUUGCUUGGCUAAUUUGACAUCUCUUCGAUUUUUGGAUAUCUCCCAAAAUCAAUUCACUGGAAAUAUUGCCUCCUCCCCCCUAGCUCAUCUUACAUUGCUACAAUAUCUCUCUAUUUCAAACAAUCACUUUCAAGUUCCAGAUUCAUUCAAGUCAUUUGCAAACCAUUCUAACUUGAAAUUCUUCUCAAGUGAUUUCAAUCAUUUAGUCUCAGAAAAUGAUCUUGUUCAAACAAGGGUUUCUAAGUUCCAACCAAGUGUCUUCAGCUUAUCAAAUUGUGGAGUAGAAGAACACCUCAUCAAACCUCAUAGCUUCCUUUAUUACCAGUAUGACUUGGAAUUUGUUGAUCUUUCUUUUAACAAAUUUGGCGGAGCCUUACCUUGUUGGUUGUUUGAAAACAAUACGAGAUUACAAGGUUUUCUUAUGAAGAAUAACUCUUUUGUGGGUCCUUUCCACUUGCCAUCACACCUUAGCCUUGAUGUUUCAAGAAUAGAUAUAUCGAACAACCAAAUACAUGGUCAAAUCCCAUCAAAUAUCAAUUUGAUUUUCCCAUUUGUAGAGAAAUUAUUGUUGUCUGGAAAUGCCCUUGAAGGCGAAAUUCCCAAGUGGUUGGGUGGGAUGAACUCUUUACAAAUUUUGGACCUAUCCAACAAUCAAUUCUCUGGUUCAAUACCAAACCAGUUAACUAUGGGAAACUCAUUAUAUUGUCUCAAACUUUCAAAUAACAACCUUAGUGGGAAAAUAACUGCAACCAUAUUUAACUCACAAUCACUUCAAUACUUGUAUCUAAAUGGAAACAAUUUCAAAAGAGAGAUAUCUCAGUUUUCUAGCUCUUCAUUUCUAAAAGUAUUGGACAUCAGCAACAACCAUUUGUCAGGCAAGCUUCCAAGGUGGAUAAGGAAUCUCACUCAAUUGAAUAGCUUGGUUUUAUCCAACAAUUCUUUUGAGGGUUCAAUUCCAAAUGAAUUUUGCUAUAAUGUUGCGCUUCAAUUUUUAGACCUUUCUAAGAACAAUCUCUCUGGUUCUUUACCAUCUUGCCCUAAUCCAUCAUACAUAACACAUCUCUAUUUGAGCAAAAAUAGGCUAAAUGGUCUGUUGACACAUUCAUUCUACAACAUAUCUUCUUUGGUGGUACUAGAUCUAAGAGAAAACAACUUCAUUGGAGGCAUUCCAAAAUGGAUUGGCAACUUUUCUAAGUUGAGUAUUUUGCUGCUAAAAGGUAAUCACUUUUAUGGUGAAAUUCCCAUUGAAGUAUGUGGAAUAAAACAACUAAGCAUGAUCGAUCUAUCUCAUAAUCAACUUUCUGGUUCUAUACCUUCUUGUUUGGGUCAUUUAACUCUUACACCAAGUACUUCAAUGUCUCUUUUCAGCAGUACUUAUAUGAUCAUGCUUGAAACUUUUUAUGAACUUCAAAUUAUUCCAUUCUCAACCUGGGAAGUGGAAACACUGAUAAAGGCAGAGGGAGAAGAAGUUGUAAUGUCAUGUUUUAGAACUCAAUUUGGUUUUGUAGAAGAUGAGGUAGAGUUUACAACAAAGAGGUUCACAUACACUUAUGGAAGUCAUAUUCUUCAAUACAUGUCUGCAAUUGAUCUCUCCUGCAACAAACUAACAGGCCUAAUCCCAUCUGAAUUGGGAAACAUGAGUGAAAUCCAAUCACUAAACUUGUCUCACAACAACUUAACAGGACCUAUACCAUCCACCUUCUCAAAUUUGAAGCAGAUUGAGAGUUUGGACCUUUCUUUCAAUAACUUGAAUGCUGAGAUUCCAUCUCAACUUAUUGAACUCAACUCCUUGGAAGUUUUCAGUGUUGCACACAACAACCUUUCAGGCACUAUCCCAUAUGGAAGAGCACAGUUUGGGACCUUUGACAAAAGCAGUUAUGAGGGAAAUUCCCUUCUUUGUGGACCCCCAUUGGAUAAAAGUUGUAAGGAAACUGAUUCACAAUUAAGGCCGCUAGAAUCCUUAGAUGAAGAAAAAGAAUACAGCUCCAUAAAUAUGCAUAUGUUCUACAUCAGCUUCGUUGUAUCUUAUGUGAUUGUGUUGCUAUCAAUUAUAGUAGUGUUGUACAUAAAUCCAUAUUGGCGACGGGCAUGGUUUUAUUUAGCUGAAAGGUGUGUCACCAAAUUGCUACUAUAUUGUGGACAAGUUUUCGAGAUUCUAGUACUGUAUUUCUUGUCUGUGUAGAUGUAUCCUCCUAGUGAAAGUUUUCAAUCUAUGCAAUUUCAAUUUCCAAAAGUUACUAGUACUUAAUUCAUGACUUUUACUUUUCCUAAUCCAUAAGUUUGCUUUAUCUCCUGGCUUCAAUUGUAAAAUUCUAAUAUUUUGUUUACUUUAAUCGGAUAUAUAGUCCUACAAGUAGGACACUUGUAUCAUAUAUUCAAUAAAUAAAUCAAUCUUGUUUAACAGAAUUCCAUUAAUAGCAUUUGGCAUCUGUGUUUCUUCUAUCAGUUGUCCCUUAUUUUCUUCACUUUGCACCCCAACGGUUAUGUAAGGUUAAAGAUGUUGCAGAAUCAUUGAUGACUCUGCUCUACUGAUACUUGCCAUAAAAACACAUCUUUCUUCUCCCCCAAAAUGAUUUAAAGUGAAAAGGUUGUCUUUAAUGUAGAAGUUUCAUGGUCUUGUUUAUUCUUAAUUGAUUAAUGAAUUUUGGAGUUAUCC